GCGGACGCAACUCAACUGAGCGCCGGCCCUGGAGCCACCGACAUGACCCGGCACGUGGUGUCCGUGGCGCAGCAAUGCCCCAACACCGUGUUCGACCUCGGCGGGUACUCGCCGACAUCACCAUCGGCAUCAAGACGGUCCUCGGCAUCGGUGAAGUGAUCCCGGAGGCGUUGGCGCCGCGUAUUAAGGCCAUCGUGACGUUCGGCAACCCCCUGAUGCUCUUCGGCCAGACGAUCUCGAGCACGAGCACCACGUACGGACCCAAGGCGGUGGAGUUCUGCAACCUGGGCGACCCGGUCUGCGCCAACGGCAUCAACGCGAUCGCGCACCUCACAUACCCGACCGACGGAAGCGUCACGAGUGCCGCCCGACAAGCAGCGGCAUUGGUGAGGGGAGGGUCGACCAAGCUGCGCGGAUAUUGAAGUGAGAGCUAUGUAAGGUGUGAAUUGAUGUAAUUACUGUACGUUGUGCUGUUAAUACAGUCGAUGUUUGAGC
Molecule: messenger RNA, 495 nt
Organism: Phytophthora sojae
Lineage: Eukaryota; Oomycota; Peronosporomycetes; Peronosporales; Peronosporaceae
Exons: 1
Coding region: 75-422 (115 amino acids)
Molecular function (GO): hydrolase activity
Source: RefSeq, a predicted model, not a curated record